This is a messenger RNA of Scomber japonicus (chub mackerel), 1085 nucleotides long. It is a transcript of the gene bcl7bb, whose product is annotated as BAF chromatin remodeling complex subunit BCL7B b. The transcript has 6 exons. The record is from RefSeq and is a predicted model, not a curated record. The coding region runs from base 32 to 643 and encodes 203 amino acids. NCBI's taxonomy places the organism in Eukaryota, Metazoa, Chordata, Actinopteri, Scombriformes, Scombridae.
UUGGUCUUGAAGUUUUCGGAUGCAUCUGUAGAUGAAUCAUAACAGCAUCAAGAUGUCGGGACGAUCAGGCCGCGCUGAGACCCGAAGUCGGGCUAAAGAUGACAUUAAAAAGGUGCUGGCGGCCAUCGAGAAAGUGCGCAAAUGGGAGAAGAAAUGGGUGACAGUUGGAGACACAUCCUUGCGCAUAUUCAAGUGGGUGCCAGUGACAGAAACAAAGCAGAUAUAUCGCACCAAAUCCACAGGUGGAGAUGUUAGAGGAAUGAAAGAUGUGGUCCUGGAAAACACUAACUCCUUACUGGAUUUCACUGAUGAAAACAGCAACCAGAGCUUUCUGUCGGACGUUUACCAGCCCAAGAUGGACAACAGCAGCAGCACCUCCAGCUCGCAGCAGGUCAGCCCUCCACAUGCCUCGAGCCUCCGAACUGAAGACUCUCAGCCACCAAUGCUAGGCCAGGAAAGUGUGGAUGAACCAGUUCACUCUGGACAGGAAGGAGCCGAUGAGCCUCCCACUCUGAUCAAGGAGGACCUUCUUUCAUCAGGAGCUGCCAGCCGGAGCACCCCAGACACUCAGGAAGAACUGGAUGAAUCAGGAGCUCCUCCUUUAAAGAAGAUUUGCACAGGAGAAAAUGCUGUUCUGAGAUAGCUUAUUUAUAAUCGCUUUCUCAAAAUGCACACAAAACUUGUCCUCAGUUGUUGUCAAAUUAGCUACGCUUUCAAAAUUAUUCUAAGAUUCUCUUGUCUUAAAUACGCAAAUAUUACUCAUUGCAUUUCAGCAAAUGACAAAAAUAAGCAUUUACUGCUAAAUCUUUCUUUGUUUGUUAAAUGCAUGUUUGCAAAUUCUAUCACUUUUUUUUUUUUUAGUUUUACAGGACAUUUUGAAAAAGUGUUAAAUGUGUAGCUUUAUGCAGAUUGAUGUUUAGAUGUGCCAUUAUAUAAAAAAAUUGGAUGCCCUUUCUGGAGCAGAUCUUGUUUUAGCUUAUCUCAUGCAGGAAUAAAAUGCUUUUUUUAUAUUUAUAAUAUAAUUUGCCCAUGUUUAUAACUGAAGAUGUUUUGUAAAUCAUAAUAAAUGCUAUUUUCCAUUUCAA